Molecule: messenger RNA, 1709 nt
Organism: Ilex paraguariensis (yerba mate)
Lineage: Eukaryota; Viridiplantae; Streptophyta; Magnoliopsida; Aquifoliales; Aquifoliaceae
Source: the annotation of a GenBank genome assembly
CGGUCAGUUCACUUGGUUCCCUCAAAACUCGUCGCUGAAUCGGCCAAAAUGACCGAGUCGCUGACUCACUCCCCUCAUAGCCCAACCGACGAAGAAACCGCCACCACCUCCUCCACCAUCAACUACCAAACCGUUCUCCCUCAGAUCCCAAUAGAGAUCGUGAGUGAAGAAGAAAUGGCUCUCAUAGAAGCUGCUUUAGCCGCCACACGCUCUUCUCUCGCCUCGGCUUCUUGCUCUGCAAUCAACUCAGCAGCCUCGUCUUCGUCCUCAAUCUUUUGUUCUUCGAUUCAGUUUCAAGGGAAUGCGAGGUCUAUUCGGUCCAUUUCGUUGUUGUCUAAGAGGAGGUUGUCGGGUUGUACAGAGACCGGUUCAGGUGGUGAUAUUGAGGAUUUAGGUGAUGGGUUUAAUCUUACCUCGAAGAGGAAUAAACCGACUGAGUCCUUGUUGCAUCGGUUUCGGAGGAGAAGAGGGUUGUCUGUUACCGAUAUUACUUCUACGGAGUGGUGUGAAAAACAGAUGGAGUUUUUUCUAUUCUUCGGCAAGCCAGAAAUCACUAAAGCUAUGAAAGCAGGUACAGCUCGCCAUGCAGUACUUGAAGAAGAGGUUGUAAAAAGAGUACCAGUUCGUGUUGCAUCAGUUGAAGAUACAUGGGCGUUAAAAUUCAUAAAUUUUAUAGUUGGUGUGAAUCAAUUACUGUUUGAUGGCUUAACACGCGAGUUGCCAUUAGUGGGCUUUGCAGAAAAUGUAUGGAUUGUGGGAGUGAUCGAUGAAGUUAGAAUGCCUUCGACAGAAACCGAAAGAAAUCCAACAUUAGUAGACACAAAAACUCGUGUGCAGCCAAUUAUUCCUUCUGAACCACAACGAAGAAAUGGAAGGCUUCAAUUGAUGUGCUACAAGCAUCUGUGGGACAAUUUGGCUGCUGAUAAAUUCCCCUCCAGACAGUUUUUAGAAUUCUUUUCUUUGAAUCCCUAUAACAUUUUAUCUGAAGAAAUCAGAGAGAAUACUGCUAAGUCAGGUUUUCCUGCAGAGACUCUAGACGAUUUACUGAGGUAUUUUCAAAAUAUUUGUGGCAUGCUUCCUCCAGCUCAUGACCAACUACUGUUGAGAUAUGAAUUUCAGGAAGAUCAAUCUCUUCUUGAAGAAGAUCUGUUUGAGUAUGACUCUGAUUGGCUUAAGGGUCAAAUUAAGUGUAGUCUUGAGUUUUGGCAGGGGGGCCGAGAAGCCAGUUUUACACCAAAGGAGGAGCGUUGGAAAUGCAGGUUUUGUAAGUUUGCUUCUGUAUGUCCAGUAAACAACAUCGACCCCGGUGGUUUACCAAGCUAGAGAAGAAGCCAUAUUUUUCUUCGAUAUAGUUCCAUUCAGAUUCCUCAAAGAUACUAAUUGUAUACGAGCUUCUUUGUAGUAUAUUUCAUGGCUGAGUCAUGCACUUACAGUGCUUGAUCGAAUGAAUAUUAAGCAAAUUCUUGGGCAUACAUGAUAACGAUACAUGAUAAAGAGAUGGAGACGAGAUGCAAGAACUCUUAUACGCAGCACUCCAGUGCCAGAAUAAAUGAGGAGGAUACCAAGUUGGUGAUAGCAUCACGUUAUAGGCAACUAUGUCCUAGAAUGGUGCCGUUCAUAUCAAUUGGUGUCACAAGUUAAUGAUUUGUUCAAACAAGUAGAGAAAAUGAUUGUAUCACAAGUUGAAGUGAGUGUUAGUUGUGAUGAAG